Messenger RNA from Olea europaea var. sylvestris, 1191 nucleotides. Its product is annotated as heparan-alpha-glucosaminide N-acetyltransferase-like. The coding region runs from base 1 to 1134 and encodes 377 amino acids. The record is from RefSeq and is a predicted model, not a curated record. The transcript is spliced from 11 exons. NCBI's taxonomy places the organism in Eukaryota, Viridiplantae, Streptophyta, Magnoliopsida, Lamiales, Oleaceae.
AUGUUGCAGAAAAUUCCGAAGGUCAAGUCAGCGAUUAGAAAGAUAGUCUUAAGAACAUUGAAGCUUCUCUUUUGGGGAAUAAUACUGCAAGGAGGAUACUCUCAUGCACCAGAUGAUCUGUCCUAUGGAGUUAACAUGAAGCAAAUCAGAUGGUGCGGCAUCCUCCAGAGAAUAGCUUUGGUAUACUUUGUCGUGGCUAUUAUAGAGACCCUCACCACCAAGCUCAGACCAACAGUUCUAAACCCCGGUUAUCUCUCCAUUUUCACCGCCUACAAAUGGCAAUGGUUUGGAGGGUUUGUUGCGUUUGUUAUAUACAUGGUGACAGCAUUCGCUUUAUAUGUUCCUGACUGGAGCUUCGUCGUGCACCAUAAGCUUGGAGCUGAGAAAUACACUGUGAAAUGUGGAAUGCGAGGGCAUUUUGGACCUGCCUGCAAUGCAGUUGGUUAUGUGGAUAGACAAGUCUGGGGUAUUAAUCACCUCUACUCGCAACCCGUCUGGUCGCGAUUAAAGGCUUGCACCUUCAGUUCACCUGAUUCUGGUCCACUACGCAAGGAUGCACCAAGUUGGUGCCGUGCUCCUUUCGAACCUGAAGGCCUAUUGAGCACAAUUUCAGCCAUCCUCUCUGGCACAAUUGGCAUUCACUAUGGACAUGUAUUGAUUCAUGUAAAGGAGCAUGCUGAAAGGCUCAUGCACUGGAUUUCAAUGGGGCUUGUUUUACUUAUUGUAGCAGUUAUUCUUCAUUUUACAGAUGCUAUUCCUAUCAACAAGCAGCUAUACAGCUUCAGCUAUGUUUGUUUCACAGCAGGUGCAGCCGGAAUUGUAUUUUCCGGGUUCUACAUACUGAUCGAUGUCUGGGGGCUGCGUACACCAUUUUUGUUCCUGGAAUGGAUAGGGAUGAAUGCAAUGCUAGUUUUUGUAAUGGCAGCUCAGGGAAUUUUCGCAGCUUUCAUAAAUGGAUGGUAUUACAAGAACCCAGACAACAAUCUAGUCAACUGGAUUCAGCAGCAUGUUUUUAAUGAUGUUUGGAAAUCUGAAAGAGUGGGGACUUUAUUAUAUGUAAUAUUUGCUGAAAUCACCUUCUGGGGUGUCGUUGCUGGAGUACUGCACAAACUGGGUAUAUACUGGAAACUAUAAGAGGGAAUUUCUAUAUCAUUGUAAUGAAGUAGACAUAUAUAGUUUAAAGGAUGAACA